This is a messenger RNA of Erpetoichthys calabaricus (reedfish), 2059 nucleotides long. RefSeq names its product 24-dehydrocholesterol reductase (gene dhcr24). NCBI's taxonomy places the organism in Eukaryota, Metazoa, Chordata, Cladistia, Polypteriformes, Polypteridae. Gene Ontology annotation, biological process: steroid metabolic process. Bases 42 to 1592 code for a protein of 516 amino acids. Gene Ontology annotation, cellular component: cytoplasm; membrane. The record is from RefSeq and is a predicted model, not a curated record. The transcript has 9 exons. Gene Ontology annotation, molecular function: FAD binding; Delta24(24-1) sterol reductase activity.
GCCGUCCGCGCGCAGAACUCUGGCCGCUCGCUCGCGCGCUCAUGGAGUCGGUGCUGUACCUGGCGGCGCUGCUCGGGCUCUUCGUGCUCUGGGUGAAGGUGAAGGGGCUCGAGUACGUGAUCGUCCACCAGAGAUGGAUCUUCGUCUGCCUCUUCCUGCUGCCGCUGUCCAUCGUCUUCGACAUCUAUUACUACCUGAGAGCCUGGCUCAUCUUCAAAAUGUGCAGCGCGCCGAAACUGCACGAGCAGCGGGUCCGAGACAUCCAGAGGCAGGUGCGGGACUGGCACGAUGAAGGGAGGCAGAGGUUCAUGUGCACAGGACGCCCAGGCUGGCUAACCAUCUCUCUGCGUGUGGGCAAAUACAAGAAAACGCACAAGAACAUCCAAAUCAACCUGAUGGACAUCCUGGAUGUGGACACCGAGAGACAGGUUGUUCAUGCUGAGCCCCUGGUCACCAUGGGCCAGGUGACCACCCUGCUGAACUCAAUGGGCUGGACGCUCCCUGUGCUCCCGGAGCUGGAUGACCUCACAGUGGGUGGGCUGAUCAUGGGCACCGGCAUCGAGUCGUCCUCGCACAUCCACGGCCUCUUCCAGCACAUCUGUGUGGCCUACGAGUUGGUCCUGGCGGAUGGCAGUCUGGUCAGGUGCACGGCGACGGAGAACUCGGAGCUGUUCUACGCCGUGCCCUGGUCCUGUGGCACCCUCGGCUUCCUGGUGGCAGCAGAGAUCAGGAUCAUCCCGGCCCGGAGGUUUGUGUGCCUGCGGUACGAGCCGGUCAGGGGUCUGGACAACAUCUGCCAGCGCUUCUCCCAGGAGUCGGCCAGCCAAGAGAACCAAUUUGUGGAGGGGCUGCUGUUCUCACUCAACGAGGCGGUCAUCAUGACCGGGGUCAUGGUGGACGAGGCCGAGGCUGGCAAGGUCAACCGCAUCGGUCAUUUUUACAAGCCCUGGUUCUACCGCCAUGUCGAGUCCUUCCUGAAGGAGAGCCGUCGUGCUGUGGAGUACAUCCCCCUGCGCCAUUACUACCACCGGCACACCCGCAGCAUCUUCUGGGAGCUUCAGGACAUCAUUCCAUUCGGUAACCACCCGAUCUUCCGCUACCUCUUUGGCUGGAUGGUCCCCCCAAAGAUCUCCCUGCUGAAGCUGACCCAGGGAGAGACCAUCCGGAGGCUCUAUGAGCAGCGCCACGUGGUCCAGGACAUGCUGGUGCCCAUGAAGUGCCUGAAAAGGUCCAUCACCACCUUCCACAGCGACGUCCACGUGUACCCACUGUGGCUGUGCCCCUUCAUCCUACGCAGUCAGCCUGGCAUGGUCCAUCCGAAGGGCAAUGAAGACGAACUUUAUGUGGACAUUGGGGCCUACGGGGAGCCAAAGGCCAAGCAGUUCGAGGCGCAGGCGUCCAUGAAGCAGCUGGAGAAGUUUGUGCGUGAUGUUCACGGGUUCCAGAUGCUCUACGCCGAUGUCUACAUGAACCGGCAGGAGUUCUGGGAGAUGUUUGAUGGCGCCCUGUACCACAAACUGAGGGCACAGCUUGGCUGUAAGGAUGCCUUCCCCGAGGUCUACGACAAGAUCUGCAAGUCAGCCAGGCACUGAGCAUGGUUGGCACCAACGCCGGAGUCCAAGGACUGGCAUCUGCCUGGUGAGGGACAGCGUGGAGUGAUGACCUUGUGAAAGGGCUGGAUGGGGACGGACUGAAUGAUGACCAUUGGCUUAUGUAAUCAUCACUGGGCACUCUAGUGGGCACUGAAGAGCACCUCCAAGAAUGGACUCCCAGUGUGGCUUCAUGUUGUGUUGGACAUGUGGAGGUUGGGGUCAGCAUAUGGACCACUCUGCUGUGCUGGUCUCUGUGUGUGUGUGUGUGUGUGUGUGUGUGUGUGUGUGUGUCAUGACACUUUGUUAACUCAUCAUGCUUUAAGUGGAAGGACAGUCGGGUGUUUGUGGCUUCUGUGUACACUGCCCCCUUGUGGCCCUCUGUGGCACUGCUGGCACAAUGACCCGGUGGCGGCCAGAAUUCCAAAGAAUGUUGAGUUGGUGCUCAAUAAAUGGCAACCGCGACGGGC